ACCCGGAUUCAAACUUUCAGUCCCCCAGACCCGGCUUGGUAAACACAUCGAAAGAUCUGUGAAUUCUUGUGGAAUUUUGCUAACAAUACAUUGAGAAUGCCUGUGAGCAUCAAUGGACAUUGCUCGACGCCUCGCAGUUAGGAGUUGACAUCAGGAGGUUUAGCGACUGUAGUGACUGUUUCCGCGGAGCACGGACCAGUCUUUAGUACACUACCGAGAUCGUUCCGACUUCAGACCCUUUCUACUUGGCGUGCCCAGUGCAGGCUGGUGAGAUAUCGGCGGCAGGAUGACGUGCAGGGAUCGAACCAACGAGUUCCAGUCAGCCUGCAAAUCCCUACAGAGCAGACAGAAUGGCGUUCAGCCCACCAAGCAAGCCCUCAGUGCUCUCAAGCAACGCAGUGACUUCACCCUCAUGGCCAAGAGAAUAGGAAAAGACUUGAGUAAUACGUUUGCUAAACUAGAGAAACUCACUAUAUUGGCUAAAAGAAAAUCUCUAUUUGAUGACAAGGCAGUGGAGAUUGAAGAGUUAACCUACAUCAUCAAGCAGGACAUUAACAGCUUGAACAAGCAGAUAGCCCAACUGCAGGAUCUGAUCCGUUCACGUGGAGCGCCCAGCGGCAGACACAUCCAGACCCAUUCCAACACCAUCGUUGUCUCCCUGCAGUCCAAACUGGCGUCUAUGUCCAAUGACUUCAAGUCGGUUCUAGAAGUAAGAACAGAGAACCUGAAGCAGCAGAAGAGCAGGAGAGAACAGUUCUCUCAGCCUCCUGUCUCUUCUUCUCCUCUCCUCGCCAACAACUUCAAGAGUUCAGUGUUGAUGCAGGAUGAGUCCAGGAGUAUGGGGGGUGAGGUGGCCAUCGACAUGGACAACCAGUCUAACCCUCUACAGCUCCAGCUCAUUGAUGAGCAGGACUCGUACAUCCAGAGCCGUGCAGACACCAUGCAGAACAUUGAGAGCACCAUCGUAGAGCUGGGCUCCAUCUUCCAGCAGCUGGCUCACAUGGUGAAGGAGCAGGAAGAGACAGUACAGAGGAUUGAUGCUAACGUGGAGGACACUCAGCUCAACGUGGACAUGGCUCACACGGAGAUCCUCAAGUAUUUCCAGUCUGUGUCCUCCAACCGCUGGCUCAUGGUCAAGAUCUUCCUCGUCCUCAUCGUGUUCUUCAUCGUCUUCGUGGUCUUCCUCGCCUGAGCAGGGAGAAAUGACAGAGGAAGAAGAGGAGGUUGAAGAAGAGGGAGAGGAAGAUGGAAAAGUUCAUUGUCUUCUGACAGGUUGCGUCACUCCUAUGAAACGCUAGUCCCUUGACCAAUAGUUCAGACGGAGUCAUGCUAUCUGACAUAAGACAAUGGAAAAGGUUGGGCUGAGACGAAGGGUUUCCACUGCAACAGGACAGUGGGACAGGUGGAGUGUUAUUGGACGGUUUGGGACUUGAGGUCCAGCAGACCAAGAAAUUAUAGUAGUCUGCUGCCUAAAGCCUUGGAGAGUGUUUCUGGAGUGACUAACAGAUCUGUUCUAUUCUCUCCCUACAGACAUUGAUGAAAUACCCCUAAUGAAAAGGAUAUGCUAUCGAAACACGCUUUGUAAAUUAUAAACAGAAUACUUGUCAUUCUGUUCUUUGUUACUUUAGAGAAUCAUUCAUCAUAAACAUUUAAUCAAAAAUGACUAUUAUUUAAUGGUUUGAUUCUGCAAACUAGUUUUGUUUUUUGGUAGAUUUUCUUUUACCCCUCAUGUAGUUAAUUGUUGAUUGGUUGUAAGACAGGAAAGACUUACUCAUCAACUUCCUCUCUCUGACAUGAGGGCCAACACAACAGACUGGAGUUUUCUUGAAUUGUAAUAAUUUCUUUAGAUUUUUGUUCCUCAUUAUUCUAGUUUUAUUAAAGAGAGAGACUUUAA
Molecule: messenger RNA, 1894 nt
Organism: Coregonus clupeaformis (lake whitefish)
Lineage: Eukaryota; Metazoa; Chordata; Actinopteri; Salmoniformes; Salmonidae
Gene: stx5a
Product: syntaxin 5A
Exons: 11
Coding region: 287-1192 (301 amino acids)
Biological process (GO): intracellular protein transport; vesicle fusion; endoplasmic reticulum to Golgi vesicle-mediated transport
Cellular component (GO): Golgi membrane; SNARE complex; endomembrane system
Molecular function (GO): SNARE binding; SNAP receptor activity
Source: RefSeq, a predicted model, not a curated record